Messenger RNA from Diaporthe batatas, 1805 nucleotides. RefSeq lists its product as uncharacterized. Lineage: Eukaryota; Fungi; Ascomycota; Sordariomycetes; Diaporthales; Diaporthaceae. Gene Ontology annotation, cellular component: transcription factor TFIID complex. The record is from RefSeq and is a predicted model, not a curated record. The transcript is spliced from 2 exons. Gene Ontology annotation, molecular function: protein heterodimerization activity. Gene Ontology annotation, biological process: transcription initiation at RNA polymerase II promoter. Bases 159 to 1172 code for a protein of 337 amino acids.
ACCAACUUCACGCGACGUCGAGCCCACCUCGUACCCGGCGCAUCUGCAAGUCCUCGUUUCGCCGCUGCCACAGGCGCCAUAAUCUGCCGCGCCCUCUCGGCCAUCCAAGAAACAGUCAAGCUCGCGAGGACAGCAAUAGACCGCUGGCGCCUGUCAAAAUGAGUUCCCACUCGCCAGAGAAGCGAGCGUCACCAGCCAUCGACGACACCCGAGGCCCAGCAAAGCGACAGCGCACGCAAUCGUCGAGUACCGUCCAGUCUUCCGAAUCCCCCAUCGCCGCUGUAUCGGCCACUCGAGUCCAUGGCCCGCCAAACUUCAACGAGCAGCACAGGACCGAGCUGCGGCGCGCCAUCACCCUGGCGCUUGGCCACGUCGGCUUCGACUCCGCAUCCCCGGAGGCCCUCGAGAGCUUCACACACAUGACGGAGACAUAUCUUUCUUCUCUCGUCGAGGACGUCAAGUUGAUCGCAAACAGUGCUCGCCGAUCCCAAGCCAUCCCCACCGAUUUUGACCAGUCGGUGAAGCGUUUCAAUAUUGACCUGACCCAUCUAAAACCUCAUCGGAGGCCACCAAUACCGCAAGAAAGGAUCAAGGCGACAUAUACAACGGAAAUGUUCCUGGACGGCGAGACGAUGGACCUGCCAACCCUGGACGAGAGGCUCAGUGGCAAGGACGACAAGGACGCAAAGGCCUACAUACCAAAGUCGUUCCCCGACUUCCCCAGCAUACACACCUACAAGUCAACACCAACCGAUGUCGAGUCCGUGACGGUCCCUAGCCACGACGCAGACCCCGAAGGCACAGCUAAGCGCGGGACCCCCGACUGGCGAGGCGACCCUAAGAAGAUCCGCGAGGCAGCAGCUCUGCAGGCUAAGCAGGCUGAGGAGGCUCUGAGGCGACUCGUCAGAGCUAGUAAACAAGCGAGCCUCAAGGAUAUGCGGAGCACCGCUGAGAAGAACCCAGUUUCCAGGGAGCGCUACAACCAGUGGGAAGACGCCAUGAAGGAGCUGUUGCAGGAGUCGGGGCGCGCAAACGGAGCAGACAGCACGGGGAGAGGGGAUGUCGCGGAUCAUAGCAUGGUCGUCAAUGCGCAGAAGAGGUUCCACAGACGAGAAGUGCCACGGUCUGCGAAGCGCAUGCAAGUUCAAGAUGCUCUGCGGGGCAAGGGCUGAGGAGGCCCUGGCACAGGAACAGGAAAGUGAUCAUGACAGCCUGCUGUUGCAGAUGCAGUGGGAAGAGAGAACGCCAUAUUGGCAUAAGAAGUCAAAAGGAACUCGGGCGGCACGUCCCGAACUGCUCAAGGCCCGAGCAGUACGUGCGAACCAGUCAUCCGCACCCACAUCUAUUCGGUACAUAAUGGCUGGGGAGUUGAGUGUGCGGGUUCCAAGGCAUUCUCUGAUAAAUGCCAUUACGGAAUGACCGGUUCCCGAUGAGACUUUUGGUCUGAAGCCAUGCGCCUGAGGAUUUUACUCGCCAGGUGUAUGUGGCGCAUCGGCAAAGACAACAGGGCCGGACAAUAGACCACAUUGGCGCCAUUGUCUGAGGGUGUCAAAGGCGGAGGCUUUCAUGGUGACCGGGUUGAGAGCACUUGCUUUGCUUACAGAGAGGCCUGUGGGAGUAUCUUGAGAUCUCUCAAGUUGACAACUGGAUUGAGUGAGGUUGAGACAGCUGUGAGCAGCAAUUACAUUGGUGGACAGGCUCUGCUGGACAGGCUUUGCUUUUGAGGAAGCCGGAGUAAGCCAGCUGGGAGAGUAGGGAUAAGCCCCAGUAUAGGUAUUCAGAAACAAUAUCUCAUGAAGCAGCAU